AUGGCAAUAAUUGAACAAUUAGAUUUUAACUAUUAUAAAAACUAUAGAAAUGAAUAUCAGUUUAAUGGAAGUCAAUUAUUUGGGCAAAUACUAAUUUCAACAAUAUUCUUUUUUAUAGUAUUUUAUAAAUGUAACUAUAUAUCAUUACAUUUACUGGGAUCAAAAUCAAAGAAAGCAUAUAUAGGAUUAAACGAAAAGAAACGUUUGGAAUGGAACCAGAGAAUAAUAUCAAUGGUACAUGCUUUAUUAGUAUUACCAUUUUGUUUUUUAACACUAUUCGAAGUAUUGGAGCAUGGUGAUAUAUUUUAUUAUGAAUCUAGUGUUUGCUAUUUAGUAAUCUCCAUCUCUAGUGGUUAUUUCUUAUGGGAUCUAUAUGUUUGUUAUAGAUAUCCAAAAAUAAAUGGGAUUGCUAUGAUAUUACAUGCAAUUAUGGGUUUCACUUCAAAUAUAUAUGUAAUGUUACCACAAGGCAGACCAGCAUUCAUUCCUAUUGUUUCUCUUAUAUUACUUUCAGAAUUAAGCACCAUACCACUCAACUUAAAAGGAUUUAUUCAAGAUGUAAACCCCAAAUCAAAAUACUAUAAUGCCCUUUUAUUGGCUUUUGUUGGCACUUUUCUUUUUGUUAGAUGUGUUUUAGGUAUACCUUUCAAUGUUUAUCUAGCCUAUGGUUCUAUUCAACGUUUGUCUAUUUUUCCAUUAGAUAAAUCUUUGGUAUUCCUAACUGAAGAUUUAAUUUCAUUUUCUUUAAAUAGCUAUUGGGGCUUUUUAAUGAUCAGAAAAUUAAUACAAAAAUAUGGCUCAAAAACUGAAAGUGAAGUAUGUUUUUAUUUUGAUAAAUUCAAAGACAGGGAAAUUUUAUUGACAAGCAAUAUAAAGCAUUUAGAGAUAAAAAAAGAUAAAGAAAUUGAAAUCUUAUUUCUUAAAGUUUUUCAUAGUUUAUUAGUUAAGUUUCUAAAUAUAGAAGAAGACUAUUGGGAGAAAUUAAUUGUUUUUUUAGAAAAAAUAAAAAAUGGGGAAUAUCAAGAUGAAUAUAAUAUACCAUUUUAUAAAAGUAUAAAUAAUACAAAUUUAACAACAACAACAACUACAACUACAACAACAACAUCACCACCAAAAUUAACCUUUUUAAACAAUAAGAUUUUUGGGUAA
Molecule: messenger RNA, 1149 nt
Organism: Dictyostelium purpureum
Lineage: Eukaryota; Evosea; Eumycetozoa; Dictyosteliales; Dictyosteliaceae
Exons: 3
Coding region: 1-1149 (382 amino acids)
Biological process (GO): lipid homeostasis
Cellular component (GO): membrane; endoplasmic reticulum
Source: RefSeq, a predicted model, not a curated record